Nanorana parkeri is the source of this 902-nucleotide messenger RNA. RefSeq names its product limbic system-associated membrane protein-like. NCBI's taxonomy places the organism in Eukaryota, Metazoa, Chordata, Amphibia, Anura, Dicroglossidae. The coding region runs from base 21 to 902 and encodes 293 amino acids. Gene Ontology annotation, cellular component: neuron projection. The transcript is spliced from 5 exons. The record is from RefSeq and is a predicted model, not a curated record.
CUUUGUGAAAGUUGGUGAUCAUGUUUUGGAGGUUGCAAUCAGAGAGGAAUCAAUUGCCGCUGUUGCUGCUAAGUCUACUCUGCCUUCUUCCUACAGGGCUGCCUGUACGCAGUGUGGAUUUAAACCGGAGCACCGACAACAUCACGGUUCGGCAAGGGGAUACAGCGGUCCUCAGAUGUUACAUAGAAGACAGGAGCUCCAAGGUGGCAUGGUUGAACCGCUCAGGCAUCAUUUUCGCCGGACAGGACAAGUGGUCCCUGGACCCUCGGGUAGAGCUGGACAAGAGAAGCGUGCUUGAGUACAACCUGCGCAUCCAGAAGGUGGACGUCUUUGAUGAGGGACCCUACACCUGCACUGUGCAGACCCAGCACCACACCAAGACCACCCAAGUCUAUCUGAUCGUGCAAGUUCCACCAAAGAUCUCCAACAUCUCCGCAGACAUCACUGUGAACGAAGGCAGCAACGUGACUCUGGUGUGCAUUGCCAACGGGCGCCCCGACCCCAUCAUCACCUGGAGGCACCUCAACCCUACAGAUAACGGCAGGCUGAGAAUGGCCGAAGCAUUGAUCACACAUGCCUUCAAUUACCGCAGCGUCGCUGGGGAUAAUUGUGGAUUUGCAGAGGAGCCAAGGUGGGCAGGCAGCGUUGUGUCAGAAGAGACAGUGGAAGAGAUGCGCCUGUUUACAAGUGUCCGCGGUUCUCAGGAAGAUGCGGCUUCAGGCUGCCUGAGGUCCCACGCUUGCUGGGGACCUUGGCAGCUGCAUCCAUUAAAAAACGUAAAGUGCCGGUAUGGGCACUUAGUGUCUUGUGUCCGGGUGUCAACUGGCUGGAAACCCGGAGACAAGACUCAAAAACCAGACUGUCAGGGUGAAUCCCGAACAGGUGGCUACCCUAGUCCUUGA